AUGUCUUUAGUCUCAUUUAAUAUGACAGUGGGUAAUUUUUUGUUGUUUUGCUUUUUUUUCCAAUUUCUAUUAGGAAUAGGAGGCCUGCAAGAUUUUGUGCUAAAGUCUGCAACACUGUCAACGUCUCCAGCUUGUCCACCAUUUACACCUCUCAACUUUGAAGCUACACCUAUUGUGCGAGUAGCUGUUGAACCGAAACAUCCAAGUGAUAUGCCUCAGCUGGUCAGAGGAAUGAAGCUUUUAAACCAAGCUGAUCCAUGUGUCCAAGUUUUAAUCCAGGAGACAGGAGAGCAUGUGCUAGUGACAGCAGGAGAAGUUCAUCUUCAGCGUUGCUUGGAUGACCUGAAAGAAAGGUUUGCAAAGGUACAGAUUAGUGUAUCGGCACCUAUUAUACCAUUCCGAGAAACAAUAACAAGACGUCCAAAAGUUGAUAUGGUGAAUGAAGAAAUAGGAAAACAGCAGAAAGUUGCUGUCAUACACCAAACAAAAGAGGACCAAAAUAAAAUUCCUGAAGGGAUUCAGGUUGAUUCAGAUGGGCUUGUUACAAUAUCUACUCCAAAUAAACAAGCUACUCUCAGCGUAAGAGCAAUGCCGCUUCCUGAGGAGGUAACUCGACUUCUUGAAGAAAACAGUGACUUGAUUAGAACUAUGGAGCAACUCAACACAUCUCUGAAUGAAGAUAAAACCCAUGAGAUAAAUCAGAAGACGCUUGAUAGGAUCAAGGAAUUCAGACAAAAGUUGGAGCAAAAUCUGCAGGGAAGAAAGUGGAGAAAUGCUGUUGAUCAGAUCUGGUCAUUUGGACCACGGAAGUGUGGGCCUAAUAUUUUGUUAUAUAAUUUUGAGGGCUAUAAAAGGUCUGUGUGGCAGUGCCUUGGGAACACUGUGAAAGAAGUAAGUAAAUAUAGAGACUUUGACAACAGCAUAGUAAGUGGAUUUCAGCUGGCUACGCUUUCUGGUCCCAUGUGUGAAGAACCCCUCAUGGGUGUCUGUUUUACAGUGGAAAAAUGGGAAAUGAAUAAAGUUGGAGAGGUGCUGUCAACUAGUAGACAGGAUUCAGGGGAAUGUGAUGGUGUAGAACAUAAACAAAAUGAAGAUACUACUCUAACAAGCAGUUGCAGUGAUGAAGUUUGCAGUGCAAAUGAAUGCCAGGACAACAGCCAAAGUGUUCCAAAAUCACCGGAAAAAAUUAGUAAACAGAAGGGGGAAGUUUUACUUGCAGAUUGUUAUGGUCCCUUCUCUGGACAACUGAUUGCCACCAUGAAGGAAGCUUGUCGUUAUGCUUUGCAAGCAAAACCACAGAGGCUUAUGGCGGCCAUGUACACAUGUGAAAUUAUGGCUACUGCAGAAGUUUUAGGUCGUGUGUAUGCUGUCUUGUCCAAAAGAGAAGGCAGAGUGUUACAAGAGGAGAUGAAAGAGGGGACGGAUGUGUUUAUUAUUAAGGCAGUCCUGCCAGUAGCAGAAAGCUUUGGUUUUGCUGAUGAAAUCAGGAAGAGAACUAGUGGCCUGGCCAGUCCACAGCUGGUGUUCAGCCACUGGGAG
Molecule: messenger RNA, 1539 nt
Organism: Pelecanus crispus (Dalmatian pelican)
Lineage: Eukaryota; Metazoa; Chordata; Aves; Pelecaniformes; Pelecanidae
Source: RefSeq, a predicted model, not a curated record